GCGGAGAUAGAAAAGGAGGAACCUGCUGCUUUCUAAAUUGUUCACAAGGUUUUGCUAUAGAAUCAGCCGCAGAAAACAGACUCCAAUGCAGACCCAUGGAGGAUGGCUUUGGAUUGUGCUGCUAUUUCCCCUGACAGCUCAUCAAGCAGAGGAAUCAGAACAUCCCUCCAAAGAUGGCCAAACAAAACAUCUCCAAGCUGAGUUUGUCAACGCGACACAGCAACAAAACGAGUCCUUCACGUUGUGGCCAACUUAUAAUAGAACAGACCCCUCCAAUGGAGUCUUGGGUAUCAUCAAGACGCUGCCUGACCCCACUGUAAAGAGCGAAACAGAAUAUCAAGGCAGAAGGCUGCUGAAGCCAACCAUCACCAUCCACUCAGUGAAUGCGACCUGCAAUGUCACCUUGAACUGUGUGGUAACUGGAGGGGAAGGAGAGGACGUGACUUACGCCUGGUCGACUUCUGAAAUGGGGAUGGUUCUCUCUGAGGAACCAUCUCUACACAUCACUCAGAAGCCCCCAGAUCAAACCUGGGAUUACACCUGCACUGUGCGCAACAAGCAGAGUCAAAACUCCAGCACCGUUUCCCUGAGAGAUCACUGCCAUGAUCCUUCAACUCUCAAUCAAGGAGCAUCAACAUUCUUGUACGCUAAGUACUUAAUUCCACUUUUGCUCGUUCUGGUCCUAUUGCUGAUCCUGUUCCUCAUGUACAGAAGGAAGAGAGGAAGAGGAAGCCAUAGCAGGACAGUAUCUAUCAUUGAAUCAUCAGAUUCCGACUUUCCUACUGCAGAAGAAGCCACACAGCUGAAUCCUGAGGCCUUCAAGCCAAUUCCUGAGGAGCCUCUGGAAAUGGUGCAAGUGUCCAACUAUAAAUGAUAACGAAGAGGCUUCAAGCACACAGGGCCACCAGCCAGAUGAGCAGGCAAAAUGUGGACUUCCCUAACCCAGGAGGCCCAUCCAAGUUCCUUUUAUACAGGGCAGGUGAAAAGCUCUUCUUUCCAACACAUCUUACCAACAUAUGGGAGCCUUGAAGCAGUUGAUUCAAUUCGUACUAUUGAUUUUAAUUAUGGCAUGUGUUCAGCUUAAAGUAGGAUUGGAGCCCCGCUUGAGACAUCACACACACACGAUUGGGGGGUCAAUCUUGAGUGCAAGAGGAAGCAUUUAUUGAACUUUUGAAUGGUUUUUUUUUAUUAAAAAAGCCAGAUAUUUAUAAACUAGCCAAUGUGCCCACAUUUUUCAAUGAGUGCUCUAUCUUCAGGGACAAAAACACUAAUUUAUUUCCCCCAGCUACUGAAUAUUCUUCUUCAUUCUAGCACACCUUCUCCACUUCUUCCUGAGGAGACACAGCCCUGCUUUUGCCUUGGCUCAGAAAAGGUUGGCUUGUGGGAGUUGUCAUUGGUCUCAAUGAUUGUGCUCUCUUACCUGGCAGUUAGGUCUUCAGAUAGCCGGUGUUUCUUUUUUAUUGUUGCAUUUUUAUUAUUCACAAACACAAACUAAACAAAUGCAAGUGUAACAACAUCACUGGGGUGGCAAUAUUAAAA
This is a messenger RNA of Podarcis muralis (Common wall lizard), 1539 nucleotides long. RefSeq lists its product as uncharacterized. Gene Ontology annotation, cellular component: membrane. The record is from RefSeq and is a predicted model, not a curated record. Lineage: Eukaryota; Metazoa; Chordata; Lepidosauria; Squamata; Lacertidae.